Malus domestica (apple) is the source of this 1698-nucleotide messenger RNA. Its product is annotated as protein ALTERED PHOSPHATE STARVATION RESPONSE 1-like. The record is from RefSeq and is a predicted model, not a curated record. NCBI's taxonomy places the organism in Eukaryota, Viridiplantae, Streptophyta, Magnoliopsida, Rosales, Rosaceae.
AUGGGUGGUACUGCCUCCACAUCCAAGGUAACGGGUGUUAGCGAACAAAACGAUCCGCUAUGGCUUUGUGGACAGAGAAAAGACGCGCUGGAAUUGGCCAUAAAGAGAAGGUCUCUGUUUGUGGAUGCAUUAUGCAAGUAUAACCGAUCGCUUUAUGAAGUAGCAAUCGCUCUAAGGAUUGCAAACGUCCAUUCUCAAACCAAAGAUUGCUCGUCUUCGGAUUCCAUAAGUUCGAUGAGCUCUGCAAAGGUAAAUAGAGAGAAAGUAGGAGAAGAAACCCGACAUCUCAAAGAAGAAGAAGGCAAUGUUGAGACUCAAAGGCGUUCUGGUGAUGAGAGUAGUGAAAAAAGAGAGGGAAAUUUGAGUGAUUAUGAUGUGGGUCAAGGGAGGGAAUUGGUGGAAGCAUUGAAAGAUGUUGAGGAAUAUUUCAUUAAAGCCUAUGAAUCUGGUUUGGAGGUUUCUAAGAUGCUUGAUGCCAAUAUGGAUCAAAUACAAUCUUCUGUGGAGGAAAUUGAAGAAAAAUCAAACAAGCUCGAGCGUUCAUUGACGACACGAAACCACCCAAACAAGCUUAUGCGUUCACUUCCACUAAAACGCUCCACCUCAUAUAGAUGUUCCUCCAAAAGCGUCCACAAAUCAAGCUCCAGAGCUUCUUCAAAAUAUUAUUUCAACAGUGGUAUUUCUGAAGGCAAUGGAGCAAAGACAUUCAUGGGCCAUUCGUUCACGCUGAGGGAACUGCAUGAGCAAGUUAAAAUACUUCAUAAAACGAUGAUGGCUACAGAGGAAUCCAGGAAAGAAUUGAAGGAAUUGCAAAAGGAAAAGAAAAGAGAAGGUGUGCUCAAGGGUACUAGGGAUAGUACAGGAGCUGGAAUUGCGAAGUUGGAGGCCAGAAUCAAGGUUUUUGAAAAAGAAGAAGAAGUACAGUACUCUGAAAUUCAUAGGCUAACAGAUAAAGAGAUGAAGCCACAACUUGUUGCCUUGUUUCACUGCCUAAUGAGAAAUAUGAGAAUCGUGUCGGAAUAUCAUGAUGCCCAAACCAGAAUCAUGAAGACAGUAAAAGUGCCCGACGGAGUGUUCUGCAGUGACUCACACCAGCUUACUACCUACUCUAAGCUUGAAGCAGAAAUUCCAAAAUGGUGUGCUUGCUUUACAUCAUAUGUCUCUUCAUUGAAGGCCUAUGUUGAAUCUCUUAAUGACGGGCUAUUCAAGUUUGCUGCUGCUAACAACGACAAGCCUUCGCUAUAUCAUCAUUGGUUAGUUUGUUUGAAUAAACUUCCAUAUAAAGAUGUGACGUCUGCCAUGACAGAGUUUGGGAAUGAUGUCCGAGAGCUGAUGAUUCAACAAGGCGAGGAGCAUAAGCUACAGAAAACGGUUGACAAACUUUCCAGAAAAAUACAUGAAAACUCAAAGAAGGAGCAUUUGAAAAAGAAGGUAGAUGAAGGGAAGAAGGAGCAGUUGAUUGAGGAGAAGAGGCAAGUGGAAAAGAAGCUAAAGGCAGAAAAGUUGAAAACGCGUCAUUUCGCUGAGAGUGGAUUUCAGGAAGGAUUCUCCAAGGUUUUCGAAUACCUGGCUAAUUAUUCAAGUGGUGCUACGGAAAUGUAUGAUGGCCUUAUAGCAUUCGACGGAGAUGCAUGCGUGGGGAUUGAUGACGAAAGUAACAGCAACUCAUCAGAACAUGUUACAGGCAAUUUCAUAUGA